AUGAUCGCCCAACAGAUUGCCGCCGCCCUCCCCGUUUCCGGCGACUUCCAUGGGGGCCCGCCGAGCAUCAGGCAGCUCCCCGCUGGGCCUAGCUUCUGCUCGAACCCUUGCAGGAGGGCCCGGUUGUUCCGGAGCAAAUCGCAGUACUUCUUCGGAAGUGGGUCGGAGAAGAUAUGGGCGGCGGCGAAGGGUAGGAGGAAGGAGAGCUUGGUGGUGCCUCAGGCAAACCAGGGCUUUAAUUUCAAUGGCGGCGGCGGCGGCGGCGGCGGCGGCUGGGAUAAGAACAACACCGCCAGGGUUCUCGGGAAUCUUGCUGUGGCGAUUGGGUUGACAUACCUUACUGUGACAGGGCAGCUGGGUUGGCUCCUCGAUGCCAUUGUUUCGAUUUGGGUGAGCUCCGCAACCUCUUCCUGCUUCACUUUUUUCUAGUGAAGUUGGACAUAAUUUAAUCUGUUUUGUUGCUGUUAAUAAAUAAAAUAAAAUAAAAUAAAAAUAAAAAUAUUUCGAUUAGGUAAUCUUUGUGGCGCCCGGUUUUUUUUCCGGAAAAUUCUACGUUUGUAUUGUGGGAUGAGAAGAUAUGAUGCAGUUAAUUACCUUGUUCUUGGUAAGUAGACUAAAGUCAAACCUUGUUCAAUUCAUAAACGAAUAGUAUGAAGAUAUUAUUAGACCUUAUUGUGAGUAAUCUAUGUGGCAACAAGUUCCUUCAUCAAGAGUGAAAGGGUUCUAGCAUUUCGGACUGCAUUUUUAUGAGAAUCAGGCCUUCUUUCUCUUGGUAAACAGACAGGGCAUGAACUUUAUUGAGUUUAAUUAUUUCUGCGAAGUAUCGAGCUUCUUCUUCAUCGAAAUUUAUAUUUCUUCUUGCCUCCUUCUGGCUCUGCUCCUCAUAGUUGGAUGAAAAAAGAUUUGCCCACUUGGUUAAUCCUCUGACAUUAAUUCGCUCAGCUUCUUGCAGUGCUCCUGCCGAUUUUGGGCCUCGGAGCCUUCUUCUGGUUCGCCGGGCAGGAUAUAAUUCAGGACGGUGUAAGCAUUCCGAUCUCUAUAAUCAUGAUUGAAUUAUUUUGAAUUUCCGAUAACCAUUUUUUUGUAUCCUUUUAGCUUCUCUUUGCUUAGUUAAUCGCCUUCCUAUUAUUCUUAGAUGCCCACUUCCUGAUCUUGAAAAAAAAAAAGAAAAGGGGGGGGGGGUGUAAAAAUGAGGGAAUCGAUCAGAAUUUCAGAGGCAACAUCUUCGGUCAGAAAAUAAAAACGUAAGAAAAUGGUCAACCGCCGCCUCAUGAAAGGCCACAUCAGGCGAUGGAAACUGUGAUAAAUCAGAAUUAAUUGAUCCAAUAACUACUUGUAGUAGUAUCCUUUUAACAUUGGUUCAAGUGGUACAGCUGAUAGCCUCUUUAUUUCUGUGGGUCGCUCCUAAUUUUGAUAUCUUCUCUCUUAUGGCAGUGCCCCAAUUGUGGAAACGAGUUCCAAAUUUUCAAGUAAGCCCCAGAAAUUUCCCAUGCCCUCCGGCUAUCAUGUUCAAUUCGUUUUGUAUAUAUUUAUAUGCAUCACAUAUAUUUAUUUAUUUAUUUAUUUAUUGGCCUAAUGCUGUGCAUCAUUCGUGGCUGACCUGCAGAUCUUCGUUGAAGGACGGCGUGCAGUUCUGCCCCUUCUGUGCCCAACCCAUCUCCGGUACAGCCCACCUCGGCCUCUCCAAAAUCAGAGCUCUUGAUGCCCAUUCGAAUACUUGUGUUUAUUUUCCGGCCUGUAGUUUUCACCUUUACUGAUGCUCAGAUAAAAUACUUGUUUCUCUUUCAAGGGGAAGCCCCCCCUCUGUGAUCUUGCCCAUUUGAAUCAUGAUGCGUUGACUUUCAGUUCAGGGCAAUAAGUUUGUGAUGGAAUCUGCCCGGUUCUCCUCCAACAGAUCUUCCAAAUUCAGCGAGGCCUCCCGUGGCUCCUCUCGCCGAUCAGAGAAAGGUUUCUUUUUCUUUUCCCCUCUUAGAGCGAUAUUUACUCUGGUGAACAAAGCCCAAAAAUUCAUGCCGUCUGCUCUAUUUUCCAAUGAUUCCCUCAGGGAAGGGCUCUUCUGCAGUGAUCGUCGACAUCGAGGCGGAGGUGAUGGACGCCGACUGA
Spirodela intermedia is the source of this 2103-nucleotide messenger RNA. The record is from the annotation of a GenBank genome assembly. NCBI's taxonomy places the organism in Eukaryota, Viridiplantae, Streptophyta, Magnoliopsida, Alismatales, Araceae.